GGAGUUGGAUGGUGAAAAAAAGCUUGGGAAGGCGUUUGGAGACAGAACCCCGUUGCCGGCCCCAGCGAAAGGAUCCUCCCGCGGGAGUCGCGAAACUUUGCGGCCGGGGCCGGCGGAGCGAAGCGGGGCCGGGCGGCGGAGCGGUGCCGGGCGCGGGACGCGGGGCGCGGGGCGGCGGGGCCGCUCCGAUCCUGACGCGGCGGGGCGGCCCUCUCCCCUCUGUGCUCGCAGGAGGAACCGCGGGUAGGCUCCACGCCUCUGGCCAUGCUCGCUGCGACCUGCAACAAGAUCGGCAGCCCCAGCCCCUCGCCGUCCGCCCUCUCGGACAGCGCGUCCUCCUUCGGCAAAGGCUUUCACCCCUGGAAACGCUCCUCCUCUUCGGCCUCGGCGAGUAGCUGCGGCGCCGUGGGCUCCGGCCUCCCGGGCUUCGGUGUGGCGGGCGCGGCGCGAAACGGCUCCUCAGCGGCGGCGGCGGCGGCAGCGGCAGCGGCGGCCGCCCUGGUCUCGGACUCGUUCAGCUGCGGCGGCUCGCCGGGCUCCAGCGCCUUCUCUCUCACCUCCAGCAGCGCGGCGGCCGCCAGCUCGCCCUUCGCCAACGACUACUCCGUCUUCCAAGCGCCGAGCAGCGCCGGCGGCGGCGGCGGCGGCGGAGGCGGCGGCGGAGGGGCGGCGGGACAGGAGGCGGCGGCGCACCAGCCCGUCUUCAUCUCCAAGGUGCACACGUCGGUGGAGGGGCUGCAGGGCAUCUACCCGCGGGUGGGCAUGGCGCACCCCUACGAGUCCUGGUUCAAGCCGUCGCACCCGGGGCUCGGUGCCGGCGAGGUGGGCUCGGCGGGCGCCUCCAGCUGGUGGGACGUGGGCGCCGGCUGGAUCGACGUGCAGAGCCCCAACGGGGCGGCCGCGUUGCCCGGCUCGCUGCACCCGGCGGCCGGCGGACUCCAGACCUCGCUCCACUCGCCGCUGGGCGGCUACAACUCGGAUUACUCUGGCCUGGGCCACUCGGCCUUCAGUAGCGGCGCCUCCCCGCACCUCCUCAGCCCCGCCGGGCAGCACCUCAUGGAUGGAUUUAAGCCGGUGCUGCCCGGCUCUUACCCGGACUCGGCCCCCUCGCCGCUGGCCGGCGCCGGGGGCUCCAUGCUGGGCGGUGGCCCCGCCGCGCCGCUGGCCGCCUCGCCGCGCUCCUCCGCCCGCCGCUACUCGGGACGCGCCACCUGCGACUGCCCCAACUGCCAGGAGGCCGAGCGGCUGGGGCCGGCGGGGGCCAGCCUGCGCCGCAAGGGUCUGCACAGCUGCCACAUCCCCGGCUGCGGAAAGGUCUAUGGCAAAACCUCGCACCUGAAGGCGCACCUGCGCUGGCACACGGGCGAGCGGCCCUUCGUCUGCAACUGGCUCUUCUGCGGCAAGCGCUUCACCCGCUCCGACGAGCUGCAACGGCACCUGCGGACCCACACGGGCGAGAAGCGCUUCGCCUGCCCCGUCUGCAACAAGCGCUUCAUGCGCAGCGAUCACCUCAGCAAGCACGUCAAGACCCAUAGCGGCCCUGGAGGCGCCGGGGGCCCCGGCGGCGGCGGCCCCGGCGGUGGUCCCGGCCCCGGCGGUAAGAAGGGCAGCGACACCGACAGCGAGCACAGCGCGGCCGGCAGCCCGCCCUGUCACUCCCCGGAGCUGCUGCCGCCCCCCGAGCCCGGCCACCGCAACGGCCUGGAGUGACGGGCGGAGGCGCGGGGCCGUCGCGCCCCUCGGUCCGCCGCCCUCCCGGCCGCGCAGCGCCCCCGGGCGCGCAGCCCUGCGGCGGGGACGCGGACACGUAAGUAGCCGCCGCGGCUCCGCAAGAACCGCUCUCAGCCUCGCGGCCGCUCCGCUGCCCGUCCAGAGCCCCGCCCGGGCCGGGCGGUGCGGCCGGGCCGCGCAACCCCCGCGGCGGGGGCAGGGGAGCGUUUGGGCAAGGGGAGGGAGCCGCGACCCGCUGUGGGGCGGCCGAGCCGCCACCUCCUUUCCCCUUCGCCUUGAGACGCCCCCGCCUCGUGUUGCUUUUAGAGAGGACCCCCCCUCCUUCUCGUCCCCUCUCGCUUUCCCGCUGGAAACCGGCCCGUCCCCUCUCCCUCAGCCAUUAGAGCCGGUACAGACGCGGCGCCCCUGCGGGGCGGGCGUGC
Molecule: messenger RNA, 2153 nt
Organism: Corapipo altera (White-ruffed manakin)
Lineage: Eukaryota; Metazoa; Chordata; Aves; Passeriformes; Pipridae
Gene: SP8
Product: Sp8 transcription factor
Exons: 1
Coding region: 265-1710 (481 amino acids)
Biological process (GO): regulation of transcription by RNA polymerase II
Molecular function (GO): DNA-binding transcription factor activity, RNA polymerase II-specific; RNA polymerase II cis-regulatory region sequence-specific DNA binding
Source: RefSeq, a predicted model, not a curated record